Messenger RNA from Hyaena hyaena (striped hyena), 2279 nucleotides. RefSeq names its product histamine receptor H2 (gene HRH2). Gene Ontology annotation, cellular component: membrane; dendrite. The transcript has 2 exons. NCBI's taxonomy places the organism in Eukaryota, Metazoa, Chordata, Mammalia, Carnivora, Hyaenidae. The coding region runs from base 119 to 1387 and encodes 422 amino acids. The record is from RefSeq and is a predicted model, not a curated record. Gene Ontology annotation, molecular function: histamine receptor activity; G protein-coupled serotonin receptor activity; neurotransmitter receptor activity. Gene Ontology annotation, biological process: chemical synaptic transmission; G protein-coupled receptor signaling pathway, coupled to cyclic nucleotide second messenger; gastric acid secretion.
UUUCUUUUGACUCUACCGGAAGCCUAGAGCCCAGUGAUUGACAGAAUUGGCACACUGGGGAGCUGGACGGGAAGUGGCCAGGAGCUGUGGGCAGAGGAAGGAGCCGUAAGGUUCCAGGAUGGUACCUAACGGCACAGCCUCUUCCUUUUGUCUGGACUCUCCCCCUUGUAGGAUCACUGUCAGCGUGGUCCUCACUGUCCUCAUCCUCAUCACCAUUGCCGGCAACGUGGUGGUCUGCCUGGCUGUGGGCCUAAACCGCCGGCUCCGCAGUCUGACCAACUGCUACAUCGUGUCUUUGGCCAUCACUGACCUGCUCCUUGGCCUCCUGGUGCUGCCCUUCUCAGCCUUCUACCAGCUCUCCUGCAAGUGGAGCUUCGGCAAGGUCUUCUGCAAUAUCUAUACCAGCCUGGAUGUGAUGCUCUGCACGGCCUCCAUCCUCAACCUCUUCAUGAUCAGACUCGACCGGUACUGCGCUGUCACAGACCCCCUGCGCUACCCCGUGCUGGUCACCCCAGUCCGGGUCGCUGUCUCUCUUGUCUUAAUUUGGGUCAUUUCCAUCACCCUGUCCUUUCUGUCUAUCCAUCUGGGGUGGAACAGCAGGAAUGAGACCAGUGGUUUCAAUCACACCAUCCCCAAGUGCAAAGUCCAGGUCAACUUGGUGUAUGGCUUGGUGGAUGGGCUGGUCACCUUCUACUUGCCUCUCUUGGUCAUGUGCAUCACCUACUACCGCAUUUUCAAGAUUGCCCGGGAUCAGGCCAAGAGGAUCCAUCAUAUCGGCUCCUGGAAGGCAGCCACCAUUGGGGAGCACAAAGCCACAGUGACACUGGCCGCCGUGAUGGGAGCCUUCAUUGUCUGCUGGUUCCCUUAUUUUACUGUGUUUGUUUACCGUGGGCUGAGAGGGGAUGAUGCCAUCAAUGAGGCCUUUGAAGCUGUUGUUUUGUGGCUGGGCUAUGCCAACUCGGCCCUAAACCCCAUCCUGUAUGCCACACUGAACAGAGACUUCCGCAUGGCAUACCAGCAGCUCUUCCGCUGCAGACCUUCCAGCCACAAUGCCCAUGAAACAACUCUGAGGUCCAGCAGCUCUCAGCUGGCCAGGAAUCAAAGCCGAGAACCCAUACGGAAGGAGGAGAAGCCCCUGAAGCUCCAGGUGUGGAGUGGGACAGAGGUCACAGCCACUCAAGGAGCCACAGACAGGAAGCCAGCGCUAUCCUGCACUGUGUGCUCCAGCAACCUUCUAAGCUGCUGCAAGAGUCUGUGGAGGCUUAGGGCCCUCCAGAGACACGUGAGAGGCCCCUCAGAGGAGCAGCCAGGCGAGCCACUGUCCGAGGAGCCACUGAGGACACCACCCCAGAAAGCGGUGAGGACUCUGCCCUCCGAGGCUGUCUAGACCCAGCCCAGGACACAGAAGAUACUGCUUCUGGUCACCAAGAUUUGACUCCUGGAGCCAUUACGGACCCAGAAGCCCCCCGAGCCACGAAGAUGCACCCUAGCCCGAGUCUAGGGAGUCCCAGAGCACACAGCAGGGUGCCGGGGUCCUUGGGUCUAGCGUGGAGCAGCCUGUCCUGUGCCCAGCAUUCCCAGCAGAUGCACAGAAGUCUCCUGGGUCUGGGUCCACUGAAUCCCAUGGGUUCAGAGCUCACGUUGGUGCUGGCCCUGAGUCAUGAGCAGAGAUGGCUGAACAUUGGAGGAGUGUGCGCAGGUGUGUGUGGAUUUGUACCUGCGGGAAUGCUCAGGCCCUCUGAGCACAGCAGAAGGCGUUGCCAAGAAGAGUUAGUCUCUCACUCCCUCAUGGGUUCUGUAGGAUAAAGGAAAGGAAUGGAGAGGGAAGGGGAGAGAAAGGAAAGGAAGGAAAUUAGCCUUUAAUGAGCACCUUCUGUGUGCCCAUUACUUUAUCCACAUGAGUUCACAUAAUCCUUAUAACAUGUGGUAAGAAUCGCCAACCUACUUUACAGAGGUAGAAACUGAGGCUCAAAGAAGACCAGGGCCUGCCUCAGGGUACUCAGCUAAUAUGGGUGCCUGGCUCAUAAGAGGCACUCGAAAAAUAGUUGUGCAGUGAAUGAACGAGUAGGAGCAUGGGUAAAAAGCCCGGCUUCAAGCCCAUGCUCUUGACAUGACCUUGCACUGCUUCUCAGGAGAGAGAUCAAGGUAUUUCCUUGACUCAGCCUACCCUCCUCUUAGCGAGGCUCGGACCCGGAGCCUAGGAGAUCCCUUCAUGCUGCAGUACUAACCCUCUCUGGUGCUUUUCAUCAACAAGAAGGGGUGUGGAGUGGAGCGAACAU